Messenger RNA from Engraulis encrasicolus (European anchovy), 2429 nucleotides. It is a transcript of the gene mlc1, whose product is annotated as modulator of VRAC current 1. Gene Ontology annotation, cellular component: endoplasmic reticulum; plasma membrane; cytoplasmic vesicle. NCBI's taxonomy places the organism in Eukaryota, Metazoa, Chordata, Actinopteri, Clupeiformes, Engraulidae. The transcript has 12 exons. Gene Ontology annotation, biological process: regulation of response to osmotic stress. The coding region runs from base 445 to 1839 and encodes 464 amino acids. The record is from RefSeq and is a predicted model, not a curated record.
AGCCCCCAUCCUGCACUCCGCAUUGGCAUUCGCUGGCCAUCGCCCCCCUGGCACUCAACGAUUUGGCAACUCACCACUCCCCUUGUGUUUGGUCUGCUGUUUUUAUUGGUGGGCCCCGGGAAAGAAAGGAAAAGAAAGAGAUAGAGAGAGUUAGUUAGAGAGAGAGAGAGUGAGACAGAAAGAGGGGGAGAGAAAGAAAGAGGGGAAAAGAGAGAAACAGAAAAACAGACAGAUACCGUUAGGAGGAGUGUGCGUGUGAGAGCGAGAAAAACAAGUGCAAGGAUCAAAGCAGAAAGACAGAGAGAGAGAGAGACAGGGGGAGAGAAAGAAAGAGAGGGAGACGUCAGCAGAGACAAACAGAGUGAGAGAAAGGGAGAGAGGGAGAGAGAGAAAGAGAGAGAGAGAAAGAGAUAGCAAGAGUUAGGAAAGGAAAAACAAGUUUCAAUGAGCGCCACCUCGCUCCCCCUCCGCAAUCCGGAUCUUCUGUUGUCUCACAAAGGAGAAACCGUGGACCCCUACUAUCAGGAGACGGUGCUGCAGUACACACCAUACAGGGGCCUCAUUCCCACGAUGCAGCGGGGGGAUGAGCUGGGCGUUGGCGGACUCGGUGGCACGCUGGGCCGUGACGAGUACAGCUACGACCGCGUGGCCACGCUGGAGCGAGCGGAGCGGGUGGCCACGUUGGACCGCAGUACACUGGGCCGACGCAUGGGGGGCGGAGGAGGAGGGGUAGGGGGUGACCCCCGCGACACCUACACGGUGGACGUCCGGGCCAGCGACCUCCAGCUGGGGCCCUCGUCAUCGCACCACAACCCCCACCACCGCAGGUCCGGACACCCCUGCCUCAGCUACCGCACCUGGCUCUACAGCGCACUGAUUGGGAGUAGUCUGCUGAUCACCACUGGUUUCUCCCUCUACCUGGGGAAUGUCUUCCCCAUGGCCAUGGAUUACCUGCGAUGUGCUGCUGGCUCUGGCAUACCUGCAGCCAUCGUUAGCUUUGCCAUCGCCAAAAACAGACACAUACCUGUGUCUGAUUUCCAGGUGUUGUUCGUGUCCUCGUUUGCGGUGACCACUACCUGCCUGGUGUGGUUCGGCUGCAAGCUGGUCCUCAGUCCCUCUGCCCUCAAUAUCAACUUCAACCUGAUCCUGUUGAUCCUGCUGGAGGUGCUGCUGGCCAGCACUGUCAUCCUGUCCGCUCGCUCUGCCGAGGACUGCUGCAGUCGCUCAAGGAUGGGGUACGAUGCACCUACUAAGCCUGUGAAAUUUCCUUCUCGAGUACUAAAGGCCUACUCAGUGAUAGAGGUGAUCCUGGGCAUCUCAGCUGUGUUUGGUGGCAUCAUCGCUCUUAAUAUGGAUGCCCUCAUGCCUGGCCCUUACCUCUCUGUCACAUUCUUCUGGAUCCUGGUGGCUUGUUUCCCCAGUGCCAUAGCCAGCCAUGUGGCCGCAGAGUACCCAAACAAGUGCUUAGUGGAGGUGCUGAUUGCCAUCAGCAGUGUCACGUCUCCUCUGCUCUUCUCUGCCUCUGGCUAUCUGUCCAGCAGCAUCAUCAGUGUCAUCGAGAUCUUCCAACAGGAGGUGCCCACCGCCAAGCAGUCGUAUGACGUCCUGCUGCUGAUCCUGCUGGUUCUGCUGCUGGUGCAGGCCAUCCUGACCGUGUCCACUGUGGUGCACUGCGCCUCCUACAAGAGCCACGCCCAGCAGGGGGCGCCAGAGUGGCCCGACGACAGCCUGCCCCCGCCGCCAUCACGCCUCUACGAGCAUCAGAUGUCCAAUGGCAGUUUGAGGGACUUUGAUAAGGACAAGGCUUGGAAGGCUGUAGUGGUACAGAUGGCCCAGUGAGAAGACAGGAGACGAAAGAUACAUACAUGCCUAAAAAAUGUGACAUCCACACACAUUGCUAGUUAGCACCAGUGUUGCCAGAUUGGGUGGUUUACCGGCCAAUUGGGCUGCUUGGGAUGGCCGUCUUCGGGUAAAAAUGGCACUUGGGUUGGCUGUUCUGUCUUUUGGGGUGGGAAUCAUCAAUCUCAUCAAGGCAACCCUGCUUAGUACUAGAGUUGCCACCUGUCCCGUUUUUUUCCUGAUUGUCCCAGUUUUUAAUGGCCUGUCCCAGAAGAAAAUACUUUCCUGGACACAGAAUGAAGCCAUUCUAAACAAGUAAAAAUGUCAUUUGAGUUUGAAAUGUCCAUUUUUUUGUCAGAUAGAGAUGGCAACCCUUCUCACUACUUGCAGAGCAAUCCUACCAGUAGUCAAUAGAAUGUACAGUGUGUAUAAGUGUUACAGCAAUGCGAGACCUGUAUGGUGUGGUAGGUGAUGCAAUGCCAUGAGUUCCCAGUUACAAGUAGUUUAACUUUUGUGCGACUAACUGAGAAACUAUAGUAGGAGGUAGCAAUAAGUGAUGUAUGUGAAUGUAGCUAGAGAGAGAGAGAGAG